Molecule: messenger RNA, 1088 nt
Organism: Vombatus ursinus (common wombat)
Lineage: Eukaryota; Metazoa; Chordata; Mammalia; Diprotodontia; Vombatidae
Product: SUN domain-containing protein 2-like
Exons: 9
Source: RefSeq, a predicted model, not a curated record
UCAAAGGCUUUGAGGAUGUCUCGGCGCAGUGAGCGCCUGCGCCUCCGUUACCAGGCACUUGGUGAUGGAGGCAACAGCAGCAGCAGCAGAAGCAGCAGCAGCAGUGGAGGGAAUUCCCAGGUGGCUGAGCAGCACACCAACUGGAGGGAGGGUCCCUUCAGGACUCUGAGGAGGAAGUCCAGUAGGGUCAAAGGCUUCUCACCAGGCCUCUCACCAGCCCCUCAUCUGGCCCUGUACACCUGUAACACCCCUGAAUCCUCCUCAGGGUACUUCUCCGAGGAUGACUCUGCAGGGCACUCCGUUAUCCACCAGCCUGGCUCUGCAUCCACCUCCAAUAAUGGUGCCUCCCAAGUUGGCAUCUUUAACUGGAUGGCAAUAUACAUUUCAGGUUGGCUCUUUGCAGCAUUCCAGUGGUGCCUGGGAAACGCCUGGCACUGCCUGACCACAGCUGCCUCCCUCCAGGAUUUCUUUCUGUUAAUCAGGAGCUUUUUCACUCGGAAGAAGUUGCUCCUCUUUGUCUUGGGGAUGCUGUUCUUUGUGGCUUCGCUGGCUUAUGGUGCUUGGUGUUUCUACCCCUAUGGACUACAGACCUUCCACCCUGCUAUGCUCUCCUGGUGGGCAGCCCGUGGUAGCAGCAGGAGAGAGGACAGGUGGGAACCAGCACAGUCCCCCUCAUAUUUCCAGGAGCUGGAAAGUGAGGUUGUGCAGAAGACAUCUGAGUGGCACAGUUCUUCCCAAGAGGAGAAAAGGCCAAAGGAGAUGGAUUCCCUAGAGGCCCAGCUGGUUGGCUUGAGGCAGGAGCUGGUGGCUUUGAGCCAGAGGCAAGCUGAGGUGCAAAAAGAAUUACACCUUUGGCCAGAGAAGAUGGCAGCCCUGCGCAAUGAGGUGGAGUCUAAGGUCCCUGGCUGGAUUGAGCGGGUCCUUGGUAUUAAGCAAGAGGAGGUGCAGGCCCAGCUUCAUGACCUGGAACACAGAAUCGUGAGUCAUGUGGCCCAAGAGUGGCCCAAGUCUGUGAGCAAAGCUGCUGCCAUCUUAAGACUGAGCCUUCUGAAGGAAGGAAUGACCACCGGCGUGACGAAGGAGGUGAG